Messenger RNA from Panicum virgatum (switchgrass), 1144 nucleotides. Its product is annotated as two pore calcium channel protein 1-like. Bases 129 to 596 code for a protein of 155 amino acids. Lineage: Eukaryota; Viridiplantae; Streptophyta; Magnoliopsida; Poales; Poaceae. The transcript is spliced from 7 exons. The record is from RefSeq and is a predicted model, not a curated record. Gene Ontology annotation, cellular component: plant-type vacuole; vacuolar membrane. Gene Ontology annotation, molecular function: calcium ion binding; voltage-gated calcium channel activity. Gene Ontology annotation, biological process: transmembrane transport; calcium ion transport.
GCCAUCUGCAUUUCCAGGCUCUUUUGCUGUUAUUUCUAUUGUUUGCAAGCUGGCUAGCCUAUGUAACAUUUGAGGACACACCACAAGGAAAGACCAUUUUUACCUCAUAUGGUACAACAUUAUACCAGAUGUUUGUCCUCUUCACCACAUCCAAUAAUCCUGAUGUAUGGGUCCCUGCUUACAAGAGCUCUCGUUGGUACGCCCUGUUUAUUGUUAUCUAUGUGCUGUUGGGAGUUUAUUUCCUAACAAAUUUAAUUCUUGCCGUCAUUUAUGAUAGCUUUAAAGAGCAGCUAGCAAAACAACUUGCUCAGAUGGACUCUAUAAGGAAAACUAUUCUACAGAGGGCAUUUGAUCUCAUCGAUACUAAUGGUCAGGGCUAUCUCAGCAAGGAACAGUGCCUAUCGUUACUUGAUGAGCUAAACAAGUACAGGUCGUUGCCCAAGACCUCACGGGAAGAUUUUGAACUAAUCUUUACCGAGCUUGAUCAGAGUGGUGAUUUCAAGGUUACCCCGGAGGAAUUUGCCGAUCUAUGCAAUACUAUUGCAAUAAAAUUUCAGAAAGAACCACCAGUAUGUUUACUUCUUAGAUGCUCAUAAUCCUAUGUUUAUUCCGUGUCAUGAAAUUUUUGCUUAAAUUUGGACUAGUUUGAUCCAAAGUUAACUGAGAAUUUUGAACACUAAGUGGUCAUUAUACAAGCAAAAGCCAUAAUACAGCAUAUUUGAACUUAGAAUUUAUGAAAUCAUAUUUUACGCUAAAAAGACACUGUCAUUUUUCAGGGCCUAUACAAAUUUUUUUGCAAUGUAUGAAUAAUAGUGUUGUUAUGCUCAACCAUAAGCAGGCAUGGAUGCAGUUGAGGGCAAAGGGGGAGCCUUGCUCCCCAAUGCUUUAUUUAUUUCUCUAUUGUACUACAAUGUUUCAUGUAAACAAGAGAAAAAACUUUACUUAGCAUUAUCUAAUGUUUAGUUACAGCUAUAUGGCCCUGCCCCCCUGAUAAUAACUUUCUGGCUUCCUUCCUGCAUGAAAGCGCUAACUGUUAGCACUAGCUACAAGCCUACACUUGAACAAUAUGACCGCCACUGGUGUAAACGUAAUGUUCUUUUCAGAUCGAGUUUAGUACUGCUUUGACGGCUUUGAACCGUCUACU